ACAGACUUCUCGACCCACGUUUAGCUAGCCAAAGAGAAGGUGAGUGUAAAAUCUUUGUUCAUCCGUCGACAACCACAUCACGGGUCUAAACUGAAUUACGCGACUCUCGCUGUGUGUCCUGUUUUUCUAGAUGGCACCAAAGUCGGACAAGAAGAGUCGGUCGGCGCUGAAGGACGUAGUGACUCGAGAGUACACCAUUCACCUGCACAAGUACAUCCACGGCAUAGGGUUCAAGAAGCGUGCUCCCAGGGCCAUCAAAGCAAUCAAAAAGUUUGCAGAGAAGCAGAUGAGGACUCCGGAUGUCCGCGUAGACACCAAACUGAACAAGGCCGUCUGGUCCAAAGGAAUACGAAAUGUCCCAUUCCGGAUCCGGGUGAGGUGCGCCAGGAAACGGAACGAGGACGAGGAUUCUCCUCACAAGUUCUACACUCUCGUCACCCACGUUACUGUGGACAGCUUUAAAGGUCUAGUGACGACUACAGUAGACACUGAAGACUAGAAGGACUUUGAAACAUCAAUAAUGUAUGUCUGUGAAUUGUUCUUUCACUGUACAUGCUCUCAAUAUGUUGUCACCCUCAAAAUUUGAAUGUGGAGUGUGGAUAAGUGAAUGUAGGAGUGUAUAUAUAGGUGAAUGUAUUAUACGUGGG
This is a messenger RNA of Geodia barretti, 647 nucleotides long. NCBI's taxonomy places the organism in Eukaryota, Metazoa, Porifera, Demospongiae, Tetractinellida, Geodiidae. The record is from the annotation of a GenBank genome assembly.